Molecule: messenger RNA, 1015 nt
Organism: Daldinia loculata
Lineage: Eukaryota; Fungi; Ascomycota; Sordariomycetes; Xylariales; Hypoxylaceae
Product: DOPA-like domain-containing protein
Exons: 3
Coding region: 119-637 (172 amino acids)
Source: RefSeq, a predicted model, not a curated record
UAACACUCCUAGAACUAACAUCGUACGACAGACUUAAUCUAUGAAAUGCACUUCUGAAAUUAACACGUAGAGCCUAAGUCCUAUAUUAACGCCAAGUGCAUACUAAGACUCAAGCGCGAUGGUCUACUCAGCGGGGAAGUAUACGUACGUCUCUCCCCUCGAGGGGUACGAGAAUGCCCCGCCGCUGCCGGACGAGAAGAACGAGGACGGCAAAAGCUACAAGAAUCCAACGAGUGAUACCCUCAGCAAGGCCUAUCUCGAGUUCCCCGACCCGCUGGAUAACGGUCGUCGCGGUGGUUUUGAUAUACAUAUCUACUAUUUUCAAAACAACGAAAGCCAGACGCAGCAUGCAAAGGAUCUUUGGGAGCGAAUCCGACGAGAGUUUCCUGAGCUAAGGAUAUACCGCCUCUGGGAUAAACCGAUAGGCCCUCACCCAGUGGCAAUGUUUGAAGUUAAUCUCUUCUCACCAGCCCAGUUCGGCGCCUUCAUCCCCUGGCUUGCUAUCUAUAGGGGUCCAUUAUCAGUGUUGAUCCAUCCCAACACGGUCGAGAACGAAGAAGGGGUUGAGCGCCGAAAUCAUUCACAGAGGGCUAUUUGGAUGGGAGAAAGGCUACCUCUAGAUUUGGAUGGAUUCUAAACUAGCUGUUAAGAAGCUCGUACCCCGUGGAGUGUUGGAUGAGUAGAUCUAUGAAUUGAAUUAGUCUAUUCCAUUUCUUAACGCUGAGAGUAUCUCAUAUCGGGGAUGGUAUAAAAAGACUCAUCUCUAGUUUGGAGCUAAUAUAACGAAUCCCGCUCGCAAUAAACCAAUGCGAAGAUAAAACAGACUUAUAUGCCCAAUAGUCUUCUGUAGAUAUCACCAAAUUGUUUAUUUUCUAUCAAUCCGAACCUCUAUUCGAAUGUGCUCGGAUAUUCCAGAAACGUUGGUGUCUCCUACUAUCAUAUAUUCCACAAAAACGAGCUUGUAUGAGAAUUCCAUCUUUUCUAUGGCAUAAUCUGAUAGUUUAAAACAUCUGAC